CAAACAAGCCCUUAGGGGGAAUUGGUAACCGAAGGCAGGCGAGGGCUAAGUUCAUGAAUGGAUUCUGAAAAAGGAGAUAGAAUUACAGAGAGGAAAAAGGAAAGAGAUAUCAACGAAGGAUUCCAUUUUCUUCGGAUUGAGGCCAUUUGAUUUCAUCUUCAACAGAGAGGUUUCUUGAACUGAGAACGAUUCCUCCAGGAGAAGAGCUGAAGGCAGAAAGCUUUGGUGGAGAUCUUUCGUAAGAGAAGAAUACUUCAUUUACCGAUCAGAUCUUCUUCUCUGGAGAGCCUUCCGUUUUUUCUGAGGUAAUCGAGCUCCAAAUUCCAGAUCGCAGUAGCAGUUGUUGAAGUAGUAACCGUGGAGCAGCGGCAGUCCAGUUUAAGACCAGACGUGAUUCAAACCGUUGACAGAGACGUGCUUCUCUUCAUUUAGCUGCAAAAGAUCUGUUCAUCAAGCAGUAUCUCUUCAUUUAGCCCAAUUUCUACUUGGCAUCAGAUGAGAUGAUAUUCUGCAAGAUUACUUUUUCUCAUUCAAACCCAACCCCAGCUCCAGUGAAAAGGUUCAAUGUCUGCUUCAACGGUGUCCAUCACGGCCACCCCUGCGACCACCCGGAGGAGGCCGGUUCUCUCAGGGGAGAAGAGGUCUGGUGCUGAACUUUUAACCGGAGAAGGGACCACCGCCGUCAGUGGAGGCCUAUCCGGCAGAGAUUUGAGCCACUCUAUUCGAGGAGAAGAAGUUCUAGAAAGAUCCAGAGAUGCUGUCCAUAUCAAGAAUGCAUUUCCCUCUAAUGCAACUGCGGCGAUGCCUAGUCGCAGGCCAACCAGAAAGGCCUCAUUGAAACCGGAAAAGCCUCGCUGGCAGACCGUAAUGAGCAUCUUCACUAAGAAUUUCUUGCUAGUGCUCACUCUGUUGGGUUUGAUCCAUUUGAUAAGAAAAUUGGCCAUUCCCUCGGGUAAUAACAUGGGAAAUCAUCAUCCUUCUUCUUCGGUUUCGUCAGUUGUAGAGUUCGAGGGAAGGAUAGCAGAAAUGGAAGGAUUUCUAAAGACCACGACAAAAAUGAUGCAGGUUCAGGUGGAGAUCGUGGACAGAAAGAUUGAGAGUGAAAUUGGGGGUGUUAGAAGGGAUAUGAGCAAAGAAAUAGAAGAGAAAGGUGUGGGAUUGGGUAAUGAGUUGAAGAGAAUUGACGAAAGAACGACAAGGCUGGAAAGAGGGUUGUCGGAGUUGGGUGCGAAGGAGUGGGUAGCGAAAGACGAGUUUGGGAGGUUCUUUGAGGAAUUUACGAAGAAGAAAGGAGGUGAAGAUGGAGAUGUGAAUUUGGAUGAAUUAAGAGCAUUGGCAAGGAAGAUUGUAGGGAUUGAGCUAGAGAAGCACGCUGCUGAUGGGCUAGGUAUGGUAGAUUAUGCACUAGGAUCAGGCGGAGGUAGGGUAACGAAGUACUCAGAAGCAUUUGUUGGGAAAGGAAAUAGUUGGUUCUUAUUUAACGGAAAAAACGCUGUGGAUGAAGCAGCGAAAAAGAUGCUAACUCCGAGUUUUGGGGAACCUGGGGAGUGUUUUCCAUUAAAAGGUAGCAGUGGUUUUGUGGUGGUUAGGCUCCGAACUGCUAUUAUUCCAGAAGCUGUAACUCUAGAGCAUGUUGCCAAGAGUGUUGCAUAUGACAGAACAAGUGCACCAAAGGAUUGUAGAGUGUCUGGGUGGUUGCAAGGAAACUCAGACAUUGAUGAAGAAAAGAUGUUACUUUUGACUGAGUUCACUUAUGAUCUGGACAAGAGUAAUGCACAGACUUUCAGUACUGUAUCGGAAUCAUCAUCGUCGUCGUCUUCGAAUCUUGUUGAUACUAUCAGGUUUGAUUUUGCUUCCAACCACGGAAGUUCUUCUUUUACGUGCAUAUAUCGUCUUAGAGUACAUGGACAUGAACCUAGUUCAUCUCUUUAUGAUGGUCACCCUGGAAUCUUAUAAGGCAGGAAGGCAGGCAGGCAGGCAGGUUCAAUUGUUUUGUUUUAGUAGAAGAUAGAGUUCUAAUAUUAUCAUGUAUUGUUUUAGAUGUCCAGUUUGUGGGUGUAAAAGAAAGAUUUUUAAUAUUUUGUAAUGUUAACAACUGAGUUUCUUUCUAUAUA
Molecule: messenger RNA, 2114 nt
Organism: Impatiens glandulifera
Lineage: Eukaryota; Viridiplantae; Streptophyta; Magnoliopsida; Ericales; Balsaminaceae
Product: SUN domain-containing protein 2-like
Exons: 4
Coding region: 565-1956 (463 amino acids)
Biological process (GO): nuclear envelope organization
Cellular component (GO): nuclear envelope
Molecular function (GO): protein-membrane adaptor activity
Source: RefSeq, a predicted model, not a curated record